Messenger RNA from Penicillium expansum, 2067 nucleotides. RefSeq names its product tryptophan synthase. Gene Ontology annotation, molecular function: tryptophan synthase activity. Gene Ontology annotation, cellular component: cytoplasm. Gene Ontology annotation, biological process: L-tryptophan biosynthetic process. The transcript has 4 exons. Lineage: Eukaryota; Fungi; Ascomycota; Eurotiomycetes; Eurotiales; Aspergillaceae. The record is from RefSeq and is a predicted model, not a curated record. Bases 1 to 2067 code for a protein of 688 amino acids.
AUGGAAGCCAUCAAAGAAGCCUUUGCAAAAUGCAAGGCCACAAACCGCAUUGCCUUGAUCACAUAUGUGACAGCUGGCUACCCGACCGUCAGCGAAACACCGGGUAUCAUGUUAUCCAUGCAAGCCGGGGGUGCAGAUAUCAUUGAACUUGGCAUUCCUUUCACAGACCAUGUCACUGAAGGCCUAACCAUCCAGCAUGCCAAUGCCAAGGCUCUCGAGAACGGCGUUCGGAUUUCACACAUUCUGCAGAUGGUCAAGUCAGCCCGUACCCAAGGUCUCGCUGUCCCCGUGCUGCUGGUAGGGUACUACAAGCCCGUGCGUGAAUAUUCCUACGGAGAGGAGAAGCUACUCCGAGACUGCAAGGCUGCUGGCGUAGACGGGCUCGUCAUUGUUGAUCUUGCUCCCGAGGACGCAGUGCAUUGCCGUGACUAUCGUACAUUCCUCUCGUUUCCCCUUCUACUCCGGAUCCUCAUAUGGAGGAUGGGAGUUAGCGGAAGCCACGAGAAGCCGUAUGGGCGUAUGGAAUACUUGGCUGAUCAUGUGAAUGCUUGCACUGGGAACUCGGUCCCGGUAGCUGUCGGAUUUGGUAUCAACACCCGACAAGAUAUUGCUGAUUUUGCUCGUUUCGCUGAAGGUAUCGUCAUCGGAAGCCCAAUCAUCUACAUCCUGGGAAACGCGGCUCCUGGAACUGGUGCUCAAAGAGUCAAAGAGUAUUGUCUUCGAGUUGCUGGACGCACUGAGGAUCAAAUUGUCAUAACAGAGAGAAGACAGCAAGCCAACCAAGCCUUGUCCUCCACUACUGUCUACCUUUCCUAUGAUGGAGCAGGCGAUACACCCGAAGACAACAACAAAGCCAACAAAGCCAUCAAUACCCACUUGGGUACCUUCAGCGGCCAAUACAUCCCAGAAUCCCUAAUGGAAGGCCUUGUCGAGCUAGAAAACGGCUUCGAGUCGGCAAACGCAGACCCAACCUUCUGGGCCGAAAUCAACUCCUACGCAACAUACGCCAAUCGACCCUCCUCCCUCCAUCUAGCCCCACGCCUAACAGCGCAUGCAGGCGGAGCACGCAUCUGGCUGAAACGGGAAGAUUUGAACCACACAGGCAGUCACAAGAUCAACAACGCCCUAGGCCAGAUAAUCCUCGCGCGACGACUCGGUAAGACCUCCAUAAUCGCCGAAACAGGAGCUGGCCAGCACGGUGUCGCAACAGCAACUCUAUGCGCGCAAUUCGGCAUGAAAUGCACUGUAUUUAUGGGAUCCGAGGACUUCGACCGCGAGCCUUUGACUGUCCUGCGCAUGCGCAUUCUCGGCGCAGCGGUUGUCCCCAUUGACGCACCGUGCAGCGGCGAAAAGGGCACCGUCCGCGAUGCAGUCAACGAGGCCUUCCGCGUCUGGGCGAUGGAGCUGGAGACUACGCAUUUUGUUAUCGGCUCGGCGUUUGGCCCGCAUCCGUAUCCGACUAUUGUUCGCACGUUCCAGGCUGUUAUUGGCAACGAGACUCGAAUUCAGUUCGGCGCCAUGAAUUAUGGUAGACUUCCUGAUGCAGUUGUUGCCUGUGUUGGUGGUGGAUCGAAUGCUGUUGGUAUGUUCUACCCAUUCCUUGGUGAUUCAUCAGUUGCUCUUGUUGGCGUUGAGGCGGGUGGUAGUCGGUCGAUGGCUGGGCAGCACUCUGCUUCGCUGGAUCGUGAGUCUGUUGGUUUGUUGUACGGCUUGCGGACUUAUUUGUCUUGGGAUGAGGACGGAGAGAAUGGCAAGACGCAUUAUGUCUCUGCUGGACUUGAUUAUCCUGGUGUUGGACCUGAGUUGUCGAGUUGGAAGGAGUCCGGUCGGGCUACCUUUGUCGGGGCAAACGAUACGGAGGUCAUACUGGCUUUUUCGUUGCUCAGUCAGCUUGAGGGAGUUAUGCCUGCACUUGAGAGUUCGCAUGCUGUUGCUGGGGCUGUGCGUGUUGCGAAGGAGUUGGGACCUGGGCGGGAUGUUGUCGUUUGUCUUAGUGGACGGGGGGAUAAGGAUGUGGAGACUGUUGCUCAUAUUAUGUCUACUCUCAGAGUUGACGAUGAUGUUUAA